CGCGCCUCUCCGCUCCGGGCCAUGGCGGCCGUGGCUUGGGGACGGUGCCUCCCUCGGGUGUGGCUUCGCAGGAGGGCCGGGCCUGGCUGCGGCCGCCACUACCGCGCCGCGCUCUGCGCCGAGCUGAAGCAGCCCCUGGCCAUCGAGGAGGUCGCCUCCCGCCCUGUCCGGCCUCACGAGGUCAGAGUGGACGUCCAUUUCUGUGGAGUUAAUUUUGCUGAUAUUUUGGUCUGCCGUGGUCAGUAUCAGGAAAAGCCUCAACUUCCCUUCACACCUGGAAUGGAGUUUUCGGGGACAGUAUUGGAGACAGGCACAGAUGUCAGCACAGUGAAAGAGGGAGAUCGAGUUAUUGGCGUGAGUGGCUUUAAUGGAAUGGCUGAAGAAUGCAUCAUUGAUCACAAGACACUGUGGCAGAUUCCAGAAGGGGUCCCCCUCCGAGAAGCUGCUACCUUGCCUGUAUCUUAUGUCACUGCUAUUUUGGCCUUGGAGCAUCGGGCCUGUAUUCGGCCUGGAGAAACUGUUUUAGUGACAGCAGCAGCUGGAGCCACAGGCCUUGCAGUGAUAGAUGUGGCAACAAAUGUUCUUCAGGCUAAGGUAAUAGCUGCAGCCGGAAGUGACGAGAAGUGCAGGCUGGCGAUGCGGAAGGGUGCACAGUCCAUCGUGAACUAUAGUCAGGGCAGCCUGAAGGAGGCAGUGAGGAAGCUGGUGGGCACUGAUGGGGUGAACGUGGUCAUCGACGCUGUGGGAGGAGAUGUCUUCCUGGAGGCUCUCCGCAGCCUGGCCUGGGAGGGCAGGAUUGUGGUGGUGGGUUUUGCUGGAGGAACCAUUGCUUCUGUGCCGGCCAACCUUCUGCUCCUGAAGAAUGUCUCUGCUAUGGGGCUGUACUGGGGCCGAUACAAAGAGCAGAACUUUCCCAUCUUCUCCAGAAUCCUGUCCUCUGCUCUUCAGUACUGCCAGCAAGGGCGCAUCCAGCCACACAUCGGAGCGGUUUUUAAGCUGGAGGAGGUCAAUGAUGCCUUCCUUCAUGUGAUACAGCGCAAAUCCAUGGGCAAGGUGCUUAUCUCCCUGAAAUAAACCCUGACCUCAGCAGCAAAUUCAGCAUGUCCAAAUCUAAGCUCCUCAUCUUUCCAAAAAACCUCCUUUACCUCCAGUGUUUCCAAAGGUGUGACCGCUUUCCUGAUUAAUCCAGGUUCAGAAUCUUUUAGAGGCAUCUUCGAUUCUGUUUUCUUAUUCCUAGUAAAUAGUGUGACACAUACUGUACAGUCCUAGUUUGUCCGUAUUGGAGAGGGAAAGGAGGCUGUUAGUAAUUACACCAGGCAAGCAAGGUGUCCUAGGCAAAGCAGGAUGUAUG
This is a messenger RNA of Puma concolor (puma), 1351 nucleotides long. RefSeq names its product protein Cryzl2-like. Gene Ontology annotation, molecular function: oxidoreductase activity. Lineage: Eukaryota; Metazoa; Chordata; Mammalia; Carnivora; Felidae. Gene Ontology annotation, cellular component: mitochondrion. The record is from RefSeq and is a predicted model, not a curated record.